Molecule: messenger RNA, 612 nt
Organism: Meloidogyne enterolobii
Lineage: Eukaryota; Metazoa; Nematoda; Chromadorea; Rhabditida; Meloidogynidae
Source: the annotation of a GenBank genome assembly
AUGCAGUUUUGGAGGCUGCUGUGGCUUUGGCGAGACGAAGAUGAAAUUAUGUCAGUUGACAAAAAUGAGUCGCAAGAAGCACAGAUUAUUUCAGUUUUACGUUUUACUUCACUUUUGUUUGAAAACACUUUUGGACGUUCCAUUUAUUGUUCAAUGGAUCGAUUAAUUAAACUCCUUGAUUCGCGCAAAAUUUGGAUUGUUGUGGCAACUUUGCGCCUUUUAAUGGUUGUUAGCAAGUGUUCUCGUUUUAUUACUCAACAUUUGAAUAGUGAUGUGCGACUUGAGCUUUACAGUAAACUUAUGGCUAUUUUAGAGAUUUGGGCAGGCAAAUUGCGACUUACACCUUUUGCCGAAUUUUGUUCUGCUGACUUUUCUUACUCUCAUGGCUUCAGUAUUCAACCAAUUCCUGAGAUGGAUGAAUUUGUUUCUUUUAAUGUUUCUUUAAAUGAAUUGAAAAAAUAUAUUUCUGAAUCAACGGCAGAACUCAAAGAUUCUGAAAAACAAUUUGCGUUUACAAAGCUGCGUUUUCUUUAUAGCAUCAAAAAUCAAAAUGAGCGUUUUUAUCAAAUAAUUGCUCGUCUUAUUUCUUCUUCCAUAAUAUGUAAAGUUUAA